AUGGUGGGAAAACUCGACAAGAAGCAUGUGCUAAUGAUCGAUAACUAUGACUCGUUCACUUGGAACUUGUACCAAUACCUCUGUCAAUCAGAGCUUUGUGAGAAAGUAGACGUCUUUCGUAACGAUGAAAUAGACAUUGAAACAAUUGAAAACGUCAUUAAGCCAGACAUUUUGUUCAUCUCACCAGGUCCAGGUAACCCAGAGGAUGAUUCAGGUAUUUCCAAGGCCGCUAUCGAGCAUUUUGCCGGGAAAAUCCCUGUUUUCGGUGUCUGCAUGGGCCAACAAUGUAUGGUUGAAGUUUUCGGGGGAAAGGUCACUUUCGCCGGAGAAAUUGUCCACGGAAAGACUUCCACCAUUAAGCAUGAUAACAAGGGUGCCUUUGCUAGUAUUCCCCAGGGAAUUGCCGCCACCAGAUACCACUCUUUGGCAGGCUUGAAGGAGUCUCUUCCAGAAUGCUUAGAAGUGACUGCCACCACUGAACUGGAUCCAAAGGUGAUCAUGGGUGUAAGACACAAGAAGUACACAGUGGAGGGAGUUCAAUUCCAUCCUGAAUCGAUCUUGACUGAGGCGGGCCAUGUCCUCAUCGAGAAUGUCUUGAAGAUGACUGGAGGCACCUGGGAAGAGCACGAAGAAAAGCCGGCUUCUAUUAAGCCCAAGGGAAACAUCUUGACUACCAUCUACAACCAGAGAAUAGAGGACUAUAAGACCAUUGAGGCACUUCCUGGAAAGUCGUUUGCGGACUUGGAGACAUCUUUGAGCCUAGGUGUUGCACCUCCACUCAUCAACUUCUAUGAGCGUCUUAUUGCCACAAAAGAGAAGAAGGAGACGAUAAUAUUGUCUGAAUUCAAGCGUGCCUCGCCAUCCAAGGGUGACAUCAACAUUUCUGCUCAUCCAGGUAAGCAGGCAUUGACUUACGCACAAAAUGGAUGUUCGGCCAUUUCUGUAUUGACAGAACCAAAAUGGUUCAAGGGAUCCUUGGAUGACUUGUCUUUGAUAAGGAAAGUCAUCGACUCUGUUCCUUCCAGACCAGCUGUGUUGAGAAAAGAAUUUGUGUUUAAUAAGUACCAGAUCUUAGAAGCUCGUUUGGCAGGUGCUGACACCGUUCUAUUGAUUGUUAAAAUGUUGCAAGAUUUUGAAUUGUUACAGUCGCUUUAUGAGUACUCCUUAUCUUUGGGUAUGGUACCUUUAGUGGAGGUGAAUGAUGCUGUUGAGUUGAAGUCCGCACUUGCAUUGAAAUACAACAACUCCACUGAGGAUCCACUCAUCAUUGGAGUCAACAACAGAAACCUUGCCACGUUUGAUGUCGAUUUGAACACUACCAGUUCUUUGGUUGAGGCUGCAAAGAACUCUAGAGAUGGCGAUGUGUUGGUCUUGGCCUUGUCUGGAAUUACGUCUGUGGAUGAUGUUAAGAAGUACAAGUACGAGGAUGAUGUCGAUGGCUUUUUGAUCGGUGAGAGUUUGAUGAGAGCUGAGGAGAGAGGUGAAGCUGGCAAGUUCUUGAAUGAGCUUAUCCAUGCGUAA
Molecule: messenger RNA, 1521 nt
Organism: Sungouiella intermedia
Lineage: Eukaryota; Fungi; Ascomycota; Pichiomycetes; Serinales; Metschnikowiaceae
Source: the annotation of a GenBank genome assembly